GGACCGGCGUGACUUGGCCGUGUAAGAAGUUUCAGCUCUUCGUGAUCGACCCUUCUGCGUUCAUCGAGAGUGCAUAAAGGUCAUCGGUUCGCAGAGGAAAGCGGAAUUAGGGUUUCGGGAAUUCCCCCUUCGAGCUCCCAAUUCUCCCGUUUCGUUGUGCUCCCAUCUCGACUUGGAUCGGGUUGGGUUCGAGGGUAGUCCUCGGCGCCGAUGAUCUCUGCCUCGGAUCCGCUGAGAUGAGACCGUUAGAGGACCUCCUCACCGCGGUCUCCCUCGCGGCCGCGCCGGCGGGGACGGAAGCGGAGACGGUUGUGCUUCCGGGACCCGCAGACGGGAGCGCGUCGGUCUCCCCGUCGUGGCUCGUGGGUUGCCAUGGGCUCCUGUACAAUCUCGCAUUGAUCGUCCCCUCGGUGAUCUUUGUCGCCUACCUCGCGUCUCUGGCGCGGAAGAGCUUCGCCAAGCUCACGAAUGGCUACUCUUAUGUCAUGAUUGCCUAUUACGCCCUCCUCUGGCUCAUCAGCGUUCUCAAUCUUCUAUGGUGCCUUGUCCAGGCAUGGCAAUGUUCGCCUGAGAAAGAAUUAUCUUGGAAUAUGUUGUCAUUGUUCACAGAAUCUGGGAUGUUAUUUUUAGAAGUUAGCUUGUUGGCCUUUCUACUUCAAGGAAAUCAUGCAGGUGGAUUGGACGUUUUAACACGUACAUUUGUAAUAUCUGCAGUAAUUGUUGCUGCUGAUACAUUAUUGAAGGCAAUCUAUAUAUUUGGUUUCGGGGUUCCAUUAUUUGCAGACAACAAUGAAACAGCACAUCAAGCAAGAUGGGGUUUGUGGAUUGUCCACAAGUUGUUGCUUACUGCAGUCUAUGGCUCCAUUUUCUUCAUGCACCACUCAAAGUGGAGAGAGAGGUUGCCAGCAAGACCAGCAUUCUACAAUUAUGUUUGUGUUAUGCUGUUAUUAAAUACAAUGUCCCUGUUUGGUUGUCUGCUUGCGGGAAAUGGAGCUGGAUUCGGGAUCUGGUUGUCCAAUCUUAUAACCAUAUGCUACCACUCUCUCUAUCUUCCACUUCUCUAUGUGAUCUUCCUGGCAGAUUUUUUGCAGGAAGAAGAUUUGCGCUUAGAGAACGUGUACUAUUCCGAGAUGAAAGAUGCUGGUUUCUUCGAUGACGAUUGGGAUUAGUAUGUCAGUCGGAUAGGUCUACUAUUCUGUGUCACUUUGCUCGAUGCAUGUCGUUUUUUCUGUAACAUGAUAUCAAAGAGGAACAGCUGGUGGCAAAAUUAAGGUUAAAGAAGAAAAGUGAGUUGUAUGAGCGGUAUGUUUCGGUUUGACAAAGGAUCGAUAUCAAUGUAUCUUGUAUCAGUAUAACUCGGUAGAUAUGUAUUGUAUCGAUAAUUGAUCGUUAUAUCGGUAUAAUGUAAAUCAUGAUUAUUACUGCAAGAGGACAUAUCAAACAAGUCAUAUAAUUAAUUAAUUAUAUGGUGGUAUUUGUUGCAUGCCCCUCA
This is a messenger RNA of Musa acuminata AAA Group (dessert banana), 1492 nucleotides long. RefSeq names its product protein CANDIDATE G-PROTEIN COUPLED RECEPTOR 2-like. Gene Ontology annotation, biological process: G protein-coupled receptor signaling pathway. Gene Ontology annotation, cellular component: plasma membrane. Gene Ontology annotation, molecular function: G protein-coupled receptor activity. NCBI's taxonomy places the organism in Eukaryota, Viridiplantae, Streptophyta, Magnoliopsida, Zingiberales, Musaceae. The transcript is spliced from 7 exons. The record is from RefSeq and is a predicted model, not a curated record. The coding region runs from base 237 to 1169 and encodes 310 amino acids.